UCACCUCUCCGAGAUGGCAGUCUACUGUGAGAACUUCAACAUGUACCACCAGCACCAGCACCAGGCGGGCUACCCGCUGGCGGACUACCCGGGCACUGCCAGCCCUUACCUGUGGCUGAACGGGGCGGCGGCCGGGGGAUCGCCGUCUCCGUACCUGCACAGUCAGAGCCCCUCGCCGUUCCCGGCCCACCCUCCGCAGUUCGUGCCCGCGGCACCGUCCUCCGGGCCGCCCGGAGCCGCGGAGCUGGGCUGGCUCUCCCUCGCCAGCCAGGAGGAGCUGCUCAAGCUGGUCCGGCCGCCUUACUCCUACUCGGCUCUGAUCGCCAUGGCCAUCCAGAACGCCCCGGACAAGAAGCUCACCCUCAGCCAGAUCUACCAGUACGUGGCCGAGAACUUCCCCUUCUACAAGAAGAGUAAGGCGGGCUGGCAAAACUCCAUCCGGCACAACCUCUCCCUCAACGACUGCUUCAAGAAGGUGCCGAGGGACGAGGACGAUCCAGGGAAAGGGAAUUACUGGACCCUGGACCCUAACUGCGAGAAGAUGUUUGACAAUGGCAACUUUCGCCGCAAGAGAAAGCGGAGAACCGACUCCAACUCGGGCCUCGGGGGUUCCCUCACUGGCAAGCCCCAGGACAAUGCAGGGACUCCCGCCUUGAAGCUAACCGAGAGCCCGCCGCUCUUGCUGGAAGCUACCUCGCCGGAGCCGGAGCACUCGCGGGGCUCCAUCGACGACCCGAAACUUUCCACGCCCUCGUCCAGUCCUUGCCUGAACAGUUUCUUCAACAGCAUGGCCGCCGUGGGCAGUGGCCCCAUCACUAGGCAAGUGUCCAUGGGACUGGCCAAUGACUUCUUCCAAAGGAAUGUCUCUGCACUCGGUUCCUACUCGUCCAACAGCAGCUUAUCCUCGCAGGAAGCCAGCGAGGUGACGGACUCCUUUCACUUCAACCGCGCGGGCUAUCACAACACUUUCUCCGGCGGUCAGACAACCCAAUUCAACAGCCAUUUCUACAACACCUUCAGUGUCAACAGUUUGAUUUACCCCCGGGAGGGAACGGAGGUCUGAAGAAUGAAUACAUGAGCAGUAGACUCUCCAGAAAGUGAAGAGUUCAAGUCGCCACUUCAGCGUCAUAUUCCCUCAUCUUCAACCUUUAAUCCGUCUUUAAUUCAGUAUUCCCCACCUUCAAUCCCUCGCCAUCAUCAAUUUCCAUCCCCCCUUCCCAACCCCUCUCACCAUCCUCAAACCCCUCGCCAUCUUCAACCCCCAUCUCCCCAUCCUCAAUCUCUCUCUGAUCCUCAAUCCCUCUCCCAUUCUCAAACCCUCUUCCCAUCUUCAAUCCCUCUCCACCUUUAGUCCCCUCUCCACUUUCAAUCUCACUCUCUUAACGUUCUUUGGCAUUUUUCCUUCAAUCUCUCUUAGUGUCCCACAUUCUCACCCCUUUCAUUUUCAAUCUCUCUCCUCCUUCAAUCUCACUCCUCUCCAUCUCCAGUCUUCAAUCCCCUUCUCUCAUGGGAACAGGCCCAAUGCCACAAACUGGUCCAUGGGGCCCAUUCAGCUAGUUCCAAUUGCCCACUUUUGGCCAUAUCCCUCUAAACCCUUCCCACCCAUGUACCUAUCCAAAUGCUGUUUUAAGUGUUGCUAUUGUACCUGCCUCAGCCACUCUCUCUGGCAGCCUAUUCCAUAUUUGCACCACUUUCUGCAUGAAGAAGU
Hemiscyllium ocellatum (epaulette shark) is the source of this 1708-nucleotide messenger RNA. It is a transcript of the gene foxi2, whose product is annotated as forkhead box I2. The coding region runs from base 14 to 1063 and encodes 349 amino acids. Gene Ontology annotation, molecular function: DNA-binding transcription factor activity, RNA polymerase II-specific; RNA polymerase II cis-regulatory region sequence-specific DNA binding. Gene Ontology annotation, biological process: cell differentiation; anatomical structure morphogenesis; regulation of transcription by RNA polymerase II. The record is from RefSeq and is a predicted model, not a curated record. The transcript is spliced from 2 exons. NCBI's taxonomy places the organism in Eukaryota, Metazoa, Chordata, Chondrichthyes, Orectolobiformes, Hemiscylliidae.